Tigriopus californicus is the source of this 522-nucleotide messenger RNA. RefSeq lists its product as uncharacterized. The record is from RefSeq and is a predicted model, not a curated record. The transcript is spliced from 3 exons. The coding region runs from base 99 to 482 and encodes 127 amino acids. Lineage: Eukaryota; Metazoa; Arthropoda; Copepoda; Harpacticoida; Harpacticidae.
GCACAUUGGUUUCGAACUAAAUAGUUUGAAGGCCACCUAUUCCAGCCUCAUUUAGAAUCUUCUUUUCCCAUCCUCAAGUGCCCUGAACUCUGUCAAUCAUGAAAGGAACUGGAAUCUUGCCCUUGAUCGCUUUUGUCGCUCUUACCGGUUCACGGUUCGCAGAGAGCGCAAAUGUGACCUCUUGCUACAAAGGCGUUGGUUUGCUGAAGAAAACCAGUUCGUGCGAUGCAGGUACCAUGAGUUGUGCCACAGUUGACACCCCCGUGGCCAACACAUACUUCUGCGGUCCUGAUACCAACAAGACCGGUUGCAUGGAUGUCAACUAUGCUGAAGUGGCCAACGCAUUCAACCUUAGUACCACCUUCAAAACUUGCUAUUGCUCCACGAGCGAUUGUAACAGUUUUGGGAUGAACAUUCAACCAACCGGUCUCAUCAUCCCGUUGGGGUUCAUUUUGACUUUGGUUGGGAUUAAUGUCAAAUGAAAAGAUGGUUGAGAAAUGAAAUAAAACAGCUUUCCUCUGA